Messenger RNA from Notolabrus celidotus (New Zealand spotty), 1014 nucleotides. RefSeq lists its product as uncharacterized. The coding region runs from base 63 to 821 and encodes 252 amino acids. The record is from RefSeq and is a predicted model, not a curated record. NCBI's taxonomy places the organism in Eukaryota, Metazoa, Chordata, Actinopteri, Labriformes, Labridae. The transcript has 5 exons.
UGUCUGCACAGUUCAAACAUGCCAGUUACUAUUUCACUGUUUCUCAACUCCUGAUUGUCUUCAUGGACAGGCUGCUAUUUUAUGUCGCUGUUAUCUGGGGAGCUGCUUCAUACAGCUAUGUUGGGACAUCUGGAUCAGUGUUAAAGACAGUCAAAGCAGGAGACAACAUCACUCUCUACUGUGACUGCCAAAUUUCUACUGGAGUAUUCAUAAUGUGGUACAGGAACUGCUCUCAUGAAAACCAACCUUCUCUCAUUAUUAGAACCAAAUUUGAACAUGGAUUUUACUCUGGAGUCAAAGACUUUUUGAAUCCUGUCCCUCGAUUGCACUUUGUGAAGAACCAGUCCUCUGAAUCCUACGACCUGCUAAUUCAGAACAUCACCGGGUCAGAGGAGGGACUGUAUUACUGUGGAACUGAACAGCAGAAUGUAGAAGAUAAAGAUAAAAUUACUCAUGGACGCAUUUACAGUUAUGGAAAUGUCACAAGGAUUAUGAUAAACUCCAGUGUCCAAGUCUCCAAUCACCAUGAAACUUGUGUGGACUGUGGCAUGUGCUGGAUUCUUCUUUUCUCUCUGUGUCCAACUUUUGCAGUUCUCUCCUCUCUGUUCUCAUUUCUACUGGGUCAUCACUGCUGUCUGAAAAAAGCUGAACAAGUUGAUGAGAAAAUUGCCAACUCCAGACACCAAACAAGAGGAAACCAGGAUGAAGAUGUGUGCUAUGCUGCCCUGGAAAUCCGAACCCCAUCACAGAGACUAAGGAAAAAGAAAACACAGAGUUCUGACUUCAGCACCUACUCUGCGAUCCGUACCUCAAGGAUAUAAUAGGCUGUAGGAUUUAAAUUAGAAAAUUGUAUAGUGAACUUAGUGGUGAAAGUGCAUACUCAUACUGCUGUAUUCAUUUAAGAAGCCAUCACUGUUGUACCUCAGCAAAAAAAAAAAAGGCUUACUAAAAGCUUAAUAAUUUCAACCAGUAUAUGACCCACUACCAGCUUCAUCAUCUCUUAGAGUAAUUAAA